GAUUCUUUUGGGUGAACAGAUCAGUUUGGAGCUAUUGCUUGCGAGAUUCAUUUUUCACAGACCCACGCGAUACCCAGUUGAGCAGAAGUGAUCAUCUUGUCGAGAACUGGAGCUGAUUUCAUAUAGCUUUCAUAAAUUUUGUGUCCGCAACGUAGUAGUUUGCUUCGAGUUGCGCGAUUUAGAAAUUGCUUUGUUAUUUGGGUUUAAUUAUAUUGGGCGUCUGUAUGUGGAUGACUGGUUUGGAGGUCAUGCCGUCUUUGCGUGAUACCUUCUUUACAUAGAAGGCGCUUUGUUACAACAUUAAGAGUGAGGAUGAAGCGAGGGAAAGAUGAUGAGAAGUUCACGGGGCCAAUGUUCCCGAGACUCCACGUCAAUGAUACGGAGAAGGGAGGGCCAAGAGCACCUCCUAGGAAUAAGAUGGCCCUCUAUGAAUUGCUCAGUAUUCCGUCUCAGAGGUUCAACGCACAUGGUGAUGGUAAUACAGUUCCCCCAGCAUCUUCAAGCCAGGGGACUUGUCCGGACAGAAGUCAUGCCUUUCCAGUUCAUUUACCUCCCCAAACACCUACUUAUCGAGCUAGAAAGAAUAUUUCUCAUCAGUCUGAUGGGGCAAAUCUGAAUACUUCGUUUGCACAAUUUGAACAGAGAAAAGAGGCAGAUGAAGAUGACUUCAGGGUUCCUGUGUAUGUUCAUUUGAGGAGUGUUAACUCUAAUGAUAAAACUCAGAAGAGUUUUAGUGGGAAUGAAAUCACCCCCAUGGGCUCUAGGCAUUUUGCUUCUUCAGUGGAUGUGCAAAACAAUUGUGACAAAGACUUGAAAAAAAUUGGCUCGCCUCAUGUCAAUGUGAGACGGGAUUUGAGGAGCACUGACCACGAAGGGCUUCCAAAAGUAAGCCCAAGUAGAGACCAGGCAAAAUCUGUCAGAUCCACAUCAAAAGGAGAAAAUAAUGACAGUCUGGUGAAGCAAGCCAAGUCGACUCCAAAUCAAGACUGUCCUUUGGCAAGUCUUAGCAGAUUACAUCGAGGAGAUGCUUGCAUACAGCCAGAAUGUGGAGCUGAGUCAAAAUCCAAUGACUCUGGACAUGGUGAGGGUCUUGUUGAAUCAGCAAGGGAUACAGAGACAGGAAGUGUCCCCUUACCAAGAGGCUGCUUUCAUUCUACAGCAGAUAAAAAUGGUCCAAUGGAGGCUAGCAAUAACAUCGAAUAUCAUGAUACCACGACUGGUGGUCCACUACAGAAUGGCCAUAUAGAAAGAAGUGAAAGUUUUUCCAAGACCUCCAUGGUAGAUGAUUUGUCAAGUAUGAAAAUUUCUCCAGAUGAUGUUGUAGAAAUAAUAGGUCAGAAACGUUUCUGGAAAGCAAGAAGAGCGAUAGUCUAUCAACAGAGGGUGUUUGCAGUUCAAGUGUUUGAGUUGCACAGACUGAUAAAGGUCCAAAAGUUGAUUGCCGGGUCACCAGAUCUUCUGCUUGAAGAUGGUGCUUUUCUGGGAAAAUCUCCGCCCAAGGGAUCUGCUCCCAAGAAACUUUCACUUGAAUAUGUUCUAAAACCUCAGCAACAAAGUCUUAAGGGCAAAGAUGAUUCUGUAAAGCUAAACCAUAAACUGGAGUGUUCUGCAGAGAAUGCAGUUGGAAAGACAUCUGUUUCAUCUGUGAAAAAUGGGAGCCACCUUUCAAAUUACACCCCUUUUUCAGGGAAUCCACACCAGGCAAACGUAACUCCUGACAGUAAAAUGGGUCCCUGGUAUUUCCAUCAGUCACCUGGACGUCAGUGGUUGAUUCCUGUUAUGUCUCCUACUGAGGGUCUUGUCUACAAGCCAUAUCCUGGACCGGGAUUCGGGGGAGUGGCUUGCCAAGGAUUUGGGCCUUUUGGCCCAACUCCCUCAGGAGGUGAUUUUAUGAAUCCUGUCUAUGGUGUCCCUGCUUCUAAUCAUGGAAUUGGGGUUCCGCCAGACGCUCCUCUAUCUAGUUAUGCUUACUGCCCUCCUUAUGGCAUGCCGGUUAUGAAUCCAACGAUGUCAAGGUCAGCUGCUGAACAGAUGAACCUUUUUGCAGCACCAGGUUCUAAUGGUCAUUUAUCUGGAGAGGGAGCGGACUUUAACACUCAUAAUAACCAAGGCUCUUAUAAUUUUCCAGUUCAGAGAAAUGAGAGCAUGUCGAAUGUCAUGAAAAUUCAGGCACCCAAGGGUAGUGAGUUCCAAAGAAGCACAGCAAGUAGUCCAGGUGGGCUGGCACAAGGAAUAAGCACGGGUCAAAACUCAGAAGGAAUUGAUGCACUUUCGCCUUUCCCUAUGGCUCCGGUGGUUGCAGAAGGAGCCCCUCAAUCUCUCGAGACCAGACAACAAACUCGAGUAAUUAAAGUCGUGCCUCAUAAUCCGAGAUCUGCAACGGAAUCAGCGGUUAGAAUUUUCCGAUCAAUACAAGAAGAGAGAAAACAGUACGAUUCGGUCUAGUGCUAUUCAUUGGGUUGGACAAGUUCCUGUGCCACUUUUUGGACGAUGACAAUGUUGUCAUUGGUAACGGGUUAUUCUAUCUUUUAAAAAUCUUCCUUUGGUUUUGACCUGAUUGCAGUAUAAUUGUAUGUAAAUAUAUAUGGAAUGUCAAAACGUAUCCGUCAGAACUCACAUGUGGUACGAGUCUCUGUUGUUUCCAUGUAUAUUUAUUCGUAGCGCCCUGGAGAUGGAUUCGACCACCCCACGGAGCAGAGGGACUCCAUUAGGUGAUUUGUGUUUGUUUUGCUGCAGUGGGAGAGAAAGUGGCUCAAUAUCCUGCUACUUAUUGAAUUCACCGUGACUAGGUGGGGAUCACGUUCUAUUCAUUUGCAGUGGUAGCAUUCAUUUGAAUUUGUCUGUAAUCAUUAGAUAUGCAAGUGAAAGGGUAAGACACUUGCGUGAGUCGUGUAAAAAAAUCCAUGCUUGGAGUUAAAAAUAAUGAGAUUAUUUUGUGUAUUAA
Molecule: messenger RNA, 2944 nt
Organism: Neltuma alba
Lineage: Eukaryota; Viridiplantae; Streptophyta; Magnoliopsida; Fabales; Fabaceae
Product: protein EARLY FLOWERING 3-like
Exons: 4
Coding region: 313-2445 (710 amino acids)
Biological process (GO): regulation of photoperiodism, flowering
Source: RefSeq, a predicted model, not a curated record